CAUUCCAAAGGAGGCGAACCAUUCGCAUUCCAUUUCUCAUACCCAAAGAGAAAAGAUACCAACAGGCAGGAGUAUAUCAUCAGUUCGUACACCCCUCCACCGUUUUUAUACACACGCGCAGUAAGUAGGUCACACUCACGCGCAAAUUCACUACCUUUUUUUCACUCACUCUCUCACACAAUUCACCCACUCGAAAGCCAUGGCUGAGUUGCAGCAACCAGAAGAUCAAAACAAUGGCGUUGGAAACACAAACCCUGUCAAAACCCUAGUUCCUGGUGGCGCUGGUGGUGGAAGUAAUCAAUCUGAGAACCCAUUAGGGUUGGGUACUAAAAGACAGCGUCGUCCAAGUGUAAGAUUAGGAGAUAUUGGAGAUCAACAAGACAAUAACAGAAAUAGAAGAAGCAACAAACAACAAUGGAAUGUUUCUUCUACUAAAUUCAGACAGCAACAAUCAUCUCAAAAGGAGCUUCUUUUACCCGGUAAAUCUUCAAAGACUCGACCUUUGUUGAAUUUAGGUAAUGGUAGUGGUAGUGGUGGUAGUGGUGAUUUUGAUAAUGAAACAAUUGAGUCUGAACAAAACCCUAAUUUGGAUACGCCCAUGACUGCAAAUAGAAGGGGAAAGUCUAAAAGAGGUGGCUUUUUGGGUGGGGAUGGUGGAAGGAAUAAAAGGGUUAGGACUAAUUGGGUUAUGAAAGGUGGAGGAGGAGGAGGAGAUGAAGAUAAUGAGAAAUUUAGUGGUGGUGAUGAUGAUAAUGAAUGGUAUAGAGAUUUUGAUUCUCAAAGCCCUUUGAAAGAAGAAGAAGAAAGUCCUAAUCAUUUAUUAGAAAAUACUACUUCGAGGAGAACGAAUUCAGGUGUUGAAACGAGACCUGGUACAGAUGGGGGUUUAUUGGUGGUAAAGAGACCAGUUAGAAGUACUAGAGAUAAUAGCAACAAUCAUGGUGGUAAUUUUGAAUUAGAUGUAAGUUCUGAUGAUAAUUGGAAAUGUGGAACAAGUUCAGACAGAAAUGGUGGUGGUAGAGAGAGGGGGGAAAGAAUGAGAUGUAUGUCACUUGAAGAUGGAGUUCAGUCAGUACUUAAUGGAUUGGGAUUAAGUCGAUAUGCGCCUAUUUUUGAGAUGCAUGAAGUGGAUGAAGAAGUUUUGCCGCUUUUGACAUUGGAAGAUCUUAAAGAUAUGGGUAUUAAUGCUGUUGGAUCGAGGAGGAAAUUGUUUUGUGCUAUUCAAAAGUUAGCAAAGGGCUUUUCUUGAAAAUAUUAGGGUAUUUUUUUCUUUUUUGGAUGCAGAAAACCCUGGCCGUGCGAGGAAUUAAAGAGCAAGCUGAGACGGUUUGAUCACAUUUUGCGUCUAUUACUUUUUAUUUUACUUUUAUCAGAUAGAUCUCUUGCUUUUUUUUCUUAUUAUUUUCCCAUCUGUAUACCUAUAUAGAUAUUUAUUGACGCCAUUUAACGGAUAUGUUACAAAACAACGCAAUCAAUUCUUUU
This is a messenger RNA of Papaver somniferum (opium poppy), 1482 nucleotides long. RefSeq names its product ankyrin repeat and SAM domain-containing protein 6-like. The record is from RefSeq and is a predicted model, not a curated record. The transcript has a single exon. NCBI's taxonomy places the organism in Eukaryota, Viridiplantae, Streptophyta, Magnoliopsida, Ranunculales, Papaveraceae. The coding region runs from base 200 to 1249 and encodes 349 amino acids. Gene Ontology annotation, molecular function: protein binding.